This is a messenger RNA of Limanda limanda (common dab), 2675 nucleotides long. RefSeq names its product structure specific recognition protein 1a (gene ssrp1a). Gene Ontology annotation, cellular component: nucleus; FACT complex. The coding region runs from base 82 to 2238 and encodes 718 amino acids. The transcript is spliced from 18 exons. The record is from RefSeq and is a predicted model, not a curated record. NCBI's taxonomy places the organism in Eukaryota, Metazoa, Chordata, Actinopteri, Pleuronectiformes, Pleuronectidae. Gene Ontology annotation, molecular function: DNA binding; histone binding; nucleosome binding.
GCUAGCUCUCGAUGCUACACGCGGGAAACAGGCGAAGCUGCGCCGAACGUCCACAAAUAUCAGUCAUCGCCUGGAGCUGAGAUGGGAGACACGCUGGAGUUCAGUGACAUUUACCAGGAGUUCAAAGGCUCCUGGAACGACGGGCGGCUGCGCAUCAGUAAGCAAAAUGUGGUUUAUAAGAGCACCAAGACGGGGAAGGUGGACAGCAUCUCGGCCGGUGACCUCAACCUGGCUCAGUGGAGACGAGUGUGUUUAGGUCACGGCAUCAAACUGGGCACCACAUCAGGGCAGAUCUACAAAUACGAUGGCUUCAGAGACACGGACUUUGAAAAGAUCUCAGAAUUCUUCAAGGCGAACUACAAGGUGGAGCUGACAGAGAAAGACUUGUGUGUGAAGGGCUGGAACUGGGGAACAGCCAAGUUCUCAGGACCACAGUUAUCAUUUGAAGUAAACGACAACUCAGCAUUUGAGAUCCCACUGUCCAACGUCUCCCAGUGUGCCACAGGGAAGAAUGAAGUCACUCUGGAGUUUCACCAGAAUGACGACACAGAGGUGUCGCUCAUGGAAGUCCGGUUCUACGUCCCGCCCAGCCAGGCUGAUGAGCGACAAGACCCGGUUGAAGCAUUUGCCCAAAAUGUGUUGUGUAAGGCCGACGUGAUCCAGGCCACAGGAGACGCUGUGUGUAUCUUCAAAGAACUGCAGUGUCUUACUCCCAGAGGAAGAUAUGACAUUCGUAUCUACCCCUCCUUCCUUCACCUCCAUGGUAAGACCUUCGACUACAAGAUUCCCUACACUACGGUCCUCCGUUUAUUCCUGCUGCCACACAAGGACCAAAGGCAGAUGUUCUUUGUGAUCAGUCUGGAUCCUCCCAUCAAGCAGGGACAGACGCGUUAUCAUUUUCUGAUUCUGCUCUUCUCCAAGGAAGAGGAACUCAGCCUCACUCUCAACAUGAGCGAAGAAGAUGUGGAGCGUCGCUUUGAGGGCAAACUCAGUAAAAACAUGUCGGGGUCACUGUACGAAAUGGUCAGCAGGGUGAUGAAGUCGCUGGUCAACCGCAAGAUCACCGUGCCUGGAAACUUCCAAGGUCACUCUGGGGCUCAGUGCAUCACCUGCUCCUACAAGGCAUCCUCGGGCCUCCUCUACCCGCUGGAGAGAGGCUUCAUCUACGUCCACAAGCCGCCCGUGCACCUGCGUUUCGAGGAAAUCUCCUGUGUAAACUUCGCCAGAGGAACCACCACGACACGAUCCUUCGACUUUGAGAUAGAGACCAAGCAGGGAAGCCAGUACACCUUCAGCAGCAUUGAGAGAGAAGAAUACGGCAAACUGUUUGACUUUGUCAACGCCAAGAAGCUCAACAUCAAGAACAGAGGGUUCAAAGAGGGCAUGAAAGGUAACAAGGACGAGUACAGCGACUCCGACGACGACCAGCACGAUGCUUAUCUGGAGAGGAUGAAGGCUGAAGGCAAGAUCAGAGAGGAGGGCAAUGACAGCGAAGAGUCAGAUGGUGAAAGCGAUGAGUCGUUUAACCCGGGAGAAGAAGACGACGACAUUGCAGAAGAGUACGAUAGCAAUGCCUCAGCAAGCGACAGCAGCGAAGACGGCGAUGGCGACGGUGACGACGAUGAGGGUGGGAAAAAGAAGAAGGUCAAGAAAGAAAAAGUAGUGAAGGAGAAAAAAGAAAGGAAACCACGCAGAGAGAAAAAGCAGAAGGACCCCGGCGCACCCAAGAGGCCGAUGAGUGCCUACAUGAUUUGGCUGAACGCCAGUCGUGAACGAAUCAAGUCAGAGAAUCCAGGAAUCUCCAUCACUGAGAUUUCAAAGAAGGCCGGAGAGAUGUGGAGACAACUGGAAAAAGAAGAUAAAGAGGAGUGGGAAACAAAAGCAGGAGAAGCUAAGAAGCAGUAUGAGAUCGCAAAGAAUGAGUACAAAGAAAGUGGUGGUGGCGUCGGCGUUGGCGUCUCACCUUCAAGUUCCAAGAAGGAGAGUAAAAAAUCAGUAGGUAAAAAGGACGAGAAGAAGAGGAAGUCUACUGGUGGAGAGAAGGAAAAGGAGCGAGGAGGCGGCGGCGGCAACGACAGCUUCAAGAGCCGCGAGUUUAUCGAGACCAGUGAAGACUCAUCAGACUCUGACCACAAGAGCAAGUCCAAGUCCAAGAGGAAGAAGAAGAAGAAGGAAUCGGAAGAAGAGGAGGAAGAGGCGGCUUCCACACCUGCAAGCUCAGAGGAGGAGUCUGACUAAACACACACUCUUACCCCAUCGUACACACAAUGGACCAAUCAUUUAUACUUUUCAUGUUGAUAUCACACAAACAGACGGACAGACAAUUCAGGAGACUCGAGUUGUGUUUUCUUUCUUCUACACAUUUUGCUUCGAGGGUACAACUCGUCUUGUGACAGGCUCGGAAAGCUCAUGGGAUACUCCAGCAGGGUUCAGUCAUAAGGUGGUAUACUGGUGUACCAUUUUACCCCCCCCCCCCCCAAAAUUACUGAAGUUUUUUGUUUUUUUUCAUCUCAGCCAUUAAGAUAGUUGUUGUAGAUUUAUAGCACUGGACAGUGUAGGACUCAUUAGUUGAUUCAUGACGUGAAACUAUGUUCUUUUUUAGAGAAUCUAAAAAACUGUUUUCCCAUGUCAUGUUUUCAGGUUGAAAUAAAUAAAUGAAAAUUUUUUAAGAAAUA